AUGGCGAGAUCUCUACGACAGGGCUUGAACCUCGCUCGAGCUCAAAUGCUAUCGCGGCCAAGAUGGCUCUCUUCACAAUCGGAGGCGUUGGUGGAGACCAGAACCAAUGACGUCGGCAUCAUCUCUGGAAUCCCUGAGGAACAUCUACGACGAAGGGUUAUAAUCUAUUCACCUGCUCGAACUGCAACCCAACAAGGUUCUGGGAAAGUCGGGAAAUGGAAAAUUAAUUUUCUUUCUACACAGAAGUGGGAAAACCCAUUGAUGGGUUGGACUUCCACAGGUGAUCCCUAUGCCAAUGUCGGUGAGGCAGGACUGACUUUUGAAAGUGAAGAAGCUGCAAAGGACUUCGCUGAGAGACAUGGUUGGGACUAUACGGUCAAGAAGCGCCACACACCACUUUUAAAGGUUAAGUCAUAUGCAGAGAACUUCAAGUGGAAGGGCCCUGCAAAGAGUGAAAAGAGUGCAGCGGAUACUGCGCGCAUAUGA
This is a messenger RNA of Prunus armeniaca (apricot), 486 nucleotides long. NCBI's taxonomy places the organism in Eukaryota, Viridiplantae, Streptophyta, Magnoliopsida, Rosales, Rosaceae. The record is from the annotation of a GenBank genome assembly.